Molecule: messenger RNA, 2504 nt
Organism: Cololabis saira (Pacific saury)
Lineage: Eukaryota; Metazoa; Chordata; Actinopteri; Beloniformes; Belonidae
Exons: 18
Coding region: 247-2352 (701 amino acids)
Molecular function (GO): kinase activity; pseudouridylate synthase activity
Source: RefSeq, a predicted model, not a curated record
GGGAACACUGAUAUUGUCCAAGAAGAACUUGAGGUAAAGUUACUUUUCAUUCUCAUAAACAGUGGUCUUUUGCAUAUAAAUUGAUUUAAACAUGAACAAGGGAUAUAAUAAGAGAUAAAAGCAAUAAGGUUGUGAUGUUUUGAAUAAAUAUUGUUGUUGCAACUUACAAAGGAGACUAAAGUUCAGUUUCAUGGUUUUAAACUGCUGAUUGCUGCUUUAGGUUUUAGUUUUUAGACUCUGAACAGAAUGAAGAUCCUGAAGAAAGCAUCUACACUCAUCCUGAGUAGAGGAGCUAAAAUAUAUCAAAACACAUUGUGCAACAAGGAUUUUCUUUUUAAAGUUCACCCAGCUGUGUCUCAGGCGCUGGCAGAAAACAAGCCUGUGGUUGCUCUGGAGAGCACCAUAAUCACGCAUGGCAUGCCCUAUCCACACAAUCUGAGCACUGCAAGGGAGGUGGAAGCUAUUGUGCGAGGCGAAGGAGCCAUCCCAGCCACGGUUGGUGUGAUUGAGGGGAAAAUUCAUGUUGGACUGUCACCGGCAGAGCUGGACCACCUCUCCCAGUGCAAGAGCCCCUUAAAGGUCUCCAGACGUGAUAUGCCUUAUGUCAUUAGUAAGGGUCUUUCUGGAGGAACGACAGUGUCAGCCACUAUGAUAGCAGCACACAGAGCUGGGAUCCAUGUUUUUGUUACCGGGGGUAUUGGAGGAGUUCACAGGGAUGGACACAACAGUCUGGACGUCAGUGCAGAUCUGACGGAGCUUGGCAGGACUCCCGUCGCUGUGGUCUCUGCAGGAGUCAAGUCUAUUCUGGACAUCGGCCGCACCCUAGAGUUCCUCGAAACACAGGGUGUGUGUGUUGCAACUUAUGGAGAUUCAAAGAAUUUCCCAGCCUUCUUUUCUCCACACAGUGGAUUUACCUCUGCAUAUAAUGUAUGCAACCCCGGUGAAGCUGCAAAACUCAUUGCAAGCACGUUGUCUCUGGGUGUCCAAAGCGGUGUCCUCAUAGCAGUACCCAUCCCAGAGGAGCAUGCAGCUGCAGGCCAGCAGAUAGAAGAAGCCAUACAGGCUGCGGUGACUCAGGCAAGCUCUAAAGGUGUCACGGGCAGAGAUGUGACACCAUUCAUUCUUCAAAAGGUCAAUGAGCUAACUCGAGGAAAGUCCCUCCAGGCCAACAUUGCUCUUAUUCAUAAUAAUGCUAAAGUUGGAAGUCAGAUAGCCUGUGCACUGUCAAAGCAGAUGAAGGACAGAACAUCCAAAAGUCAAAUUCAUCCUGUUCAAAAUGUCCCUACAGAUUCAGAAUCAGAUGUUGUUGUGAUAGGAGGAAUAAAUGUUGAUUUUAUUGCCAAAGGAAAAACAAAAGCCCUUCAUUUUGGACAGACCAACCCAGGAAAUGUCUGUCAGUCAUUUGGUGGCGUGGGAAGAAAUAUUGCUGACUGUCUGAGCAGAUUAGGCCGUAAACCACUCUUCAUUUCUGCUACUGGGGCUGAUGAAAAUGGAGAUGCAGUGAUAAGCUACUGCAAACAUAUGAACACAAGAGGUGUUGUGAGGUUGAAAGAGCAGAGUACAGCUACCUACUGUGCUGUUAUCACUGGCAACGGAGAACUGAGUCUGGGACUGGGGGACAUGGACAUCCAUCAGCAAAUCACAGCACACCAUGUAUCACAGUUUGAGAGGCAGCUUUUGGCAGCCAGCCUUGUGUGUCUUGACGGAAACAUCCCAGUCUCCACCAUCAACUAUGUUUGUUCUCUUGCCAGGAAUCACAACAUAAAUGUUUGGUAUGAACCAACAGAUACAGAUAAGGCUUGUAAGCCUUUUCUCUCAGAUGCUUGGAAGUCUCUGUCCUAUUCAUCCCCAAACCUAGCAGAGUUGUGCGUCAUGAACAAAACUUUGGGUAUUACCACACCUGAAGCCCUGCCAAGUUCUCUGGACGGUACCCUGAGUGUCGCUUUGGCUCUCUCACGCCCUCUCCUGGAGCAUCUUCACUGCCUGGUGGUGACUCUAGGGCAUAACGGUGUGCUGCUAUGUGGAGCACAUGAUGCAGGGACAGUCAGCCUGCAGCCAAGAAAACAGAAGCCAAGAGGGCAGCUUUGUGCACUGCACUACCCAGCGUUAACUGUGACCCCAGAGGAGACGAUGAAUGUGUCAGGAGCAGGGGAUAGUCUUGCAGGUGCCUUGAUAGCAGGGAUUUUCCAGGGAAAGGACACGGACAGCUGUGUUCGGAUGGGGCUUCUGGCUGCAAGGAUGGCCAUGGCAUCACCGCACCCAAUCGCUCACUCUCUCAGCUUAGAGUCUGUUGAUCCCUACAAAGUCCACACUCACAAGUGGCCAAAACCACGCUUUUUUUGGAUGGAUUAAGAUUUAACACAAGUUUUAUUUUCCAUAUUUAAAAAUGUGUCACAUAUAUAAUAAUGUACAAUAACAUAGUUAAAUAAUGUAUCACAGUCACAAAAAGCAUGUAACCCAAAUGUUUCUGAUAUUUUUCAUCGUUUUGUAAUAAAAUAUACAAC